GGGCGACUAAAACUUAAAGUUUGGCGAAAUGAAGCAACGAGAAAGAAUAUUCUAGACAUCAUCGUGACGGUCUAUCCGCAUGAAAAGGAAGUACGUGAAGGAACCGAAGCCAUAUUCGAUUGUCGGGCAAGAAGUGAGGACGGGAGUGUUUAUCCUGAGGUACGAUGGAGCCGAGCUGGUGGUCAGCUACCGUCGCAUGCCCACGAAAGUGGUGGACGACUGACGAUCAGUUCCGUGCAGACGUCCGAUUCUGGCAGCUAUUUAUGUAGUGCCUCACAUAUGGGACAACUAAAACAAGCACAAGCACAUCUACGUGUUCAGUCUUGUAAGUUUUUCACCACCAGCAUUCCAUGCGGGAAUGUUACAAAAAACGGAGCGCAAGAUGUCCAAGGAGUUCUACAGACGUCGAGUCUGUGUCGAGCAGAUGAACGAGCAUGUGGUAACAACGAAUGCGUUAAGGCUGAUUACGUUUGUGACGGUGAACCAGACUGCAGAGAUCGUAGUGAUGAACUGAAUUGUCCAUCGCUUCGUGCAUGCGAACCGAACGAAUUCAAGUGUAACAAUGGACGUUGCGUGCAGAAGAUGUGGCUGUGUGAUGGAGACGACGAUUGCGGUGAUAACUCUGAUGAGCAACAGUGCCAGCAUAAGAAAGCUUCAGACGGUUGUGGUCCCACCGAAUUCAGAUGCCGCGACGGUCAACAGUGUGUGCUGUCCAGUUUCCAGUGUGAUGGCACAAACGAUUGUCGUGAUGGAUCCGAUGAAGUCGGAUGCGUACAACCGACCGUUGUUCAAGCCCCAGAAACCAAUAAGCAGGUUCAAGCGGGUGGUACGUUCCAGCUGACGUGUCGAGCGGUCGCCGUUCCUGAGCCGUACAUCAACUGGCGUUUGAAUUGGGGACCUGUUUGCGAUCCACCCAGAUGUUUACAGCAUUCCGAAGGUGGUUUGGGUACACUCACCAUCAACGACGCUCAACCACUUGAUCAGGGUGCAUACACUUGCGAGGCUAUCAACGUGAAAGGUCGAGUUUUGGCCACACCGGAUUGUAUCGUUCGUAUUGUCAGUAUACCAUCACCAACCUACGAGCCAAGACCACAACCGCAAGUUCACUGCGAUCCAGCUGGUUCAAUGAGUCAACAGGUCGGAUACGGUGGACAAUGUCAAUGCAAACCUCUGGCAACGGGCCCUUCAUGUGGUCAAUGCGUACCUGGAUCAUAUCAUCUAAACAAUAAAGCACCACAAGGCUGUCUGAAAUGCUUCUGCUUUGGUGUCACCGAUCAGUGCAGAUCAUCAUCAUGGUAUCGAUCAAAGGUUUGA
Anisakis simplex (herring worm) is the source of this 1314-nucleotide messenger RNA. Lineage: Eukaryota; Metazoa; Nematoda; Chromadorea; Rhabditida; Anisakidae. The record is from the annotation of a GenBank genome assembly.